Molecule: messenger RNA, 6269 nt
Organism: Bombina bombina (fire-bellied toad)
Lineage: Eukaryota; Metazoa; Chordata; Amphibia; Anura; Bombinatoridae
Gene: LTBP1
Product: latent transforming growth factor beta binding protein 1
Exons: 34
Coding region: 338-5437 (1699 amino acids)
Biological process (GO): supramolecular fiber organization
Molecular function (GO): microfibril binding; calcium ion binding
Source: RefSeq, a predicted model, not a curated record
UCUCACUUGGCUUCUGUUUUAAAACAGCUCCUGAACUAUAGAUCCUUUUUUCUCUCUCUCCCUUUAUUCUUCUUGUCUUCCUCUCCACAUCAAGUCAUGUUUAUUUACUGGCUACAGUUAAACUGCUUCUUCUGAGUUUGCCUGAGACAAGAGGAGUUUCUUUCUUGGCUUUGCAGCAAGAGGAGGGGAGGGGGCAACACAGUUUCAAAGAAGUUGAAGAGGCUGCAGGAGAAAAUAAAAAGGAUCGCUGCAGAUCUGCUGUAAGAGCAACAUAUAUUUGAUACAAGGAUUAGGAAGAGAAGCAGAUUGAUAUAUAUUAGUUCUAGGCUGGUUACACAUGGCUUGCAACAGGUGGGGGAUUUUCCUGUGUGCUUUUGUCUGCCUUUGGUCUUCUGUAGCUAAUGUUGAAAGAGUAAGGAAGAUCACUUAUGUGGUGCACCCCGGACCUCCAGGACUUUAUCAGCAGCAGCAGCACCCAGUUGCCUUAAGCAGCCACAAUGUGGUAGUAAGCAGCAGCCAUGUGAGCAGCACCCAGGAGAGAAGCCGCAGGAUGAGUAGGGUGAGCUCUAACCCUAGUCCUAUAUUGGUGCACAAGCAGCAACAACAAAUCCAGGGACAGCACAAUUCAGCUCCUGCUAUCAGCAAACAAACCAGGCACUUUACCUUAUCCAGGACCAGCCUGCAGCAGGAAACCCCCGGGAACCCCACUAUGCAACAGGAUAGCCCCAGGAACCCCAAUAUGCAACAGACCAUCCCAAGACAACACAGCAUGCAGCAGCUGCAACACAAGUUCCAGCUCCAGGGGGUGAAUGUCUGUGGAGGGAAGUGCUGUCAUGGAUGGAGUAAAUCUACAGCAUCAGAAAGAUGCACAAAACCUAACUGUACACCACCUUGUCAGAACGGAGGAAUGUGUCUACGUCCCCAUCUGUGUGUGUGCAAGCCAGGGACCAAAGGCAAGGUAUGUGAGGAGAGCCCCAGUCAAGACACCACCUCCACUGCUUCAGGAGGUCAAGGUCCAGGGGUUCCAGCACCUCCAUCUCGGCCUAUUCCACAGCAGGCAGCACCACCGAAAAAGGUCUCUCCAGAAGCCAAUCAGCCAGGGCAAGUGACACUGGCACUUAAGCAAAAGCCACCUGUCUACUUAACUCAGCAUGUUCAGUCACAGAUGAUACAACCACAGCAGCAGUCUCUACCUAUAAACCUACAACAUGGACACACUCAGCAGUUUCUGAUUAAGCCCAAAUAUUUCUCAAACUCCAAAAAUGGUCUGUUGGGUGAACAAUCUACAGAAGGUUCGUUACCGCUCAGAGCAGGCCUGGAUCAUCUGUCCUCAGCUCUACAAUUGGGAAACCAGACUGGACGCAUCAAGGUGGUCUUCACGCCCAGCAUUUGCAAAGUAACCUGCACCAAGGGGCACUGCCAGAACAGCUGUGAGAAAGGAAAUACCACCACACUUAUUAGCGAGAAUGGGCACUCCGCAGACACCCUGACAUCAAGUAACUUCAGAGUUGUGAUUUGCCACCUUCCGUGUAUGAAUGGAGGGAAGUGCACUGCUCGGGAUAAAUGUCAUUGCCCACCUAAUUUUACCGGCAAACUUUGUCAAAUCCCAUUACAGAAUGGCAACAUACAUAAGCAAUAUCCACAUCAACAGCAUGUGAUGAAAGCCACGGGAUCACAGGUUAUUCAUUCUACCCACACUCUCCCUCUCACUGUGACCGGUCAGCAGGGAAUUAAAGUUAAUUUUCCUCCUAAUAUGGUAAACAUCCAUGUGAAGCACCCUCCAGAAGCCUCUGUACAGUUCCACCAGGUGUCCAGAGUUGAAAGCUCAUCUUCCACACAGAAGCUAAAGGAUGGGCAGACAAGUCAAACUCAGAUUUCUUACCAUGGCAUUCCAGUCCAGAAACAUCAACUACCACAUACUGUGUACCCACAUCAGCAGACUGUGUCCCAUGUGUAUCCAACCUCAACCAAAAACCAACUUGGACGUUGUUUCCAAGAGACCACAGGAACACAGUGUGGUAAACCACUACCAGGGCUCUCAAAACAGGAAGAUUGUUGUGGGACAGUGGGGACUUCCUGGGGCUUCAACAAAUGCAUGAAGUGUCCGAAGAAGAUAAGUCAUCCUGGAUAUUCUCAGAUGAUGGAAUGUCCUCAAGGUUACAAGAAGAUCAAUGCCACAUUUUGUCAAGAUAUUAAUGAAUGUUACUUGCAAGGAAUUUGUCCUAAUGGCGAAUGCUUAAACACUAUUGGAAGUUACAGAUGCACGUGCAAACCAGGGUUUGUGCCCGAUUCCACAUUGUCUUCCUGUGUUGCUGAAAAUCUUUUGAUGUCUGAGGAGAAGGGACCGUGUUACCGGCUCGUCAGCCCAGGAAAGCAGUGCAUGCACCCUCUUUCUGUCCAACUCACCAAGCAGCUAUGUUGUUGUAGUGUUGGGAAAGCCUGGGGGCCACAAUGUGAAAAAUGCCCACAACUGGGAACAGCUGCUUUUAAGGAAAUUUGCCCUGGUGGAAUGGGCUACACAGUAUCUGGUACUUACAGGACACAGUCUAAUGUACCUGCUUACCCUCCGAUAGUAAGAGUGCCUCCUCAUAGAACCAUUACCGUACAGCCGCCUGUAAAAGCAACACGCCCACCAGUGAAGGAGGAACCCGUGGAAGCUCUUUUUGUGUCUCAAAGGAAUGAUCCAGAUUCAACUACAGGUACUGAUCAGGAAGUACAAACACUGGAUGAUAAAUCAGUAUUGGAUAAUGGUCAGCCUCAGCUAUCUCCUGGAAUUUCCACAUUUGACAUACAGCCUCAAUUCCCAACUCUUGUCGUAAGAACAUCUCCUCCUGUUCCUGUUGCUGUUGACGAAGAUUCAUCAAGCGCAAGUCAAGUAAUUCCUCCAACUAAAUUAAUAGAGAUCAAUGAAUGUGCAGUGGAUCCUUACAUUUGUGGAGAAGGUCAGUGCAUCAACCUACCAGUAGGUUACACAUGUAGCUGCCAAAAUGGGUAUAAGCUGAAUGAACAAGAGACGAAGUGCAUUGACAUCAACGAGUGUAUCCAGGAUUCCAGGCUCUGUUCAUAUGGGCGCUGCGAAAAUACAAGAGGAAGCUUCUUGUGCAUUUGUUAUGAUGGGUAUAUGGCCAAUGAACAAGGAACAGAUUGCAUUGAUGUGGAUGAGUGCUUACGACCACACGUAUGUGGGGAUGGGCGUUGUAUAAACAGUGUUGGCUCUUUCCGUUGUGAAUACUGUGACAGUGGCUUCCGCUUUAACAGUGAAUAUCAAUGUGAAGAUAUCGAUGAAUGCUUAAAUCCAAGUACAUGCCCUGAUGACAGAUGCGUUAACAAUCGCGGUUCUUAUGCUUGCGUUCCAUGCCCAGAAGGCUAUAGGGGAAGCAAUGGGAACUGCUAUGACAUCAAUGAAUGCCAGGAAGAUGCCAUAUUGUGUGCUAAUGGUGAAUGUGUCAAUCUUGAGGGUUCUUACAAGUGUACAUGCCAAAGAGGGUAUGAAUCAACCUCAGACGGCAAACAAUGCAUAGAUAUAAAUGAAUGUCUGCGUGGUGAUUUAUGCUUGAAUGGCCAAUGCCAAAACACGGAAGGUUCAUUUAUUUGCUCCUGCAACCCAGGGUAUCAACUUGCUCCGUCUAGGGAACAUUGCGAUGAUAUUGAUGAAUGUCAAAAUCAGAGCCUAUGUGGUCAUGGCCAGUGCAGGAAUUCAAUGGGAUCUUUUACAUGUAUAUGUGACGAAGGUUACAAAGUGUCUGCUACAGGAGAUCAGUGUGAAGACAUAGAUGAAUGCCAGGAGGCGGCUGAAGCUUGCCAAGGAGGAGGAAUCUGCCAUAAUACAUAUGGGUCUUAUGAAUGUUCUUGUCCAGAUGGCUUCCAGCUUGUAGACGGCAGAAGGUGUCAAGAUAUUAAUGAGUGUGAAGAUUCUGAACUUUGUUCUCCUAAUGGGGAAUGUAUGAACACUGAUGGUUCCUUCCUGUGCAUCUGUGAACAAGGCUUUACCAUUUCAUCCAAUCACAGCACUUGUGAAGAUGUUGAUGAAUGUGCUAACCUCACUCACUGUGGCAGCCAAGGGUUCUGUGAAAAUACUGAAGGGUCUUACCGCUGCCUGUGUUACCAGGGUUACCAGGACUCUUUGGAUGGGCAAGGUUGUGUUGAUGUGAACGAAUGUGAAAUGCUUAGUGGAGUUUGUGGAGAGGCCCGAUGUGAAAAUGUAGAAGGAACUUUCCUCUGUCUGUGCCAUGAUGACAAGCAAGAAUACGACCCUAUGACUGGGCAGUGCCAUUUAGCAGGUAGCUACGAUUUAGAAGGUCAACAUUCUAAUGAAGAAAAGAAAGAAUGUUAUUAUAAUAUCAAUGAUGCCAACUUGUGCGAAAAUGUGCUGACUGCCAACGUCACCAAGCAAGAAUGUUGCUGCACAUUGGGUGCUGGAUGGGGAGACAACUGUGAGAUUUUCCCUUGCCCUGUGGUUGGAUCUGACGAAUUUACAGCAAUGUGCCCUGAAGGAAAAGGCUAUAUCCCAUCAGAGGAAUCCUUAUAUGAAGGCAACGGGGUGACUUACAAAGAUGCCGAUGAGUGCUUGCUGUUUGGAAAAGAAAUAUGCAGAGAUGGAUUCUGUGUAAAUACUCAGUCUAGUUAUGAAUGUUACUGCAAGCAAGGCACAUACUAUGAUCAUGUCAGACUUCAGUGUUUUGAUAAUGAUGAAUGCCAGGAUCCAAACGCUUGUAUUGAUGGCCAGUGUAUUAACACAGAGGGAUCUUACACCUGUUUCUGCACUCGACCUAUGGUUCUAGACGCUACAGGAAAACGUUGUGUUGGACCAAUGGAACCAAGCGAUCCUGUAGAAGAAAUGGAUGUUUUCCAAGAUCUCUGCUGGCAAGCCAUUAGCGAAGAUGACGUGUGCAGCCAACCUUUGAUUGGGAAGCAAACUACUUAUACAGAAUGCUGCUGCUUAUACGGGGAAGGAUGGGGGAUGCAGUGUGCUCUCUGCCCAAUGAGGGACUCUGAGGAUUAUGCUCACUUGUGCAACAUCCAUACCCAAGGAUUCAGGCGGCCUUAUGGAGAAGAUGCAUUAAUAGACUUGCCGCACCACUAUAUUCCACAGGAUCCCUAUACUCUUGAUGAUAACUAUAGAAACAGUUAUGAAGAGCUACAAGCAGAGGAGUGUGGAAUACUUAACGGAUGUGAAAAUGGAAGAUGUGUUAGAGUACAAGAAGGUUAUACAUGUGAUUGCUUUGAUGGCUACCACUUGGACAUGGCAAAAAUGACUUGUGUUGAUGUCAAUGAAUGCAAUGAGCUGAACAGUAGGAUGUCCCUCUGCAAGAAUGCUAAGUGCAUUAACACAGAAGGGUCGUACAAAUGCGUAUGUCUGCCAGGCUAUGUACCAUCAGAUAAGCCUAACUACUGCACAGCACUGAACUUGGAGAAAGACGACAGUGAACUGGAAUAAUUCAGGAACAGAUCCAUUUUUUUCUCAGCCCACAAACACUGCACUGUAUAAAGGAAAAGUUGAUGUGUAUGUUACUUGAGGUGAAGAUGGAAGAGAAUCAAUAAUACUUUGAUGUGUGGAAAAUUACAUUCAAAGCUUAUGUCUUUGAAAGUGGAAUGUGAUGGAAGACUUAACCUACAACAGAUUCAAUAAACUAUCAGACCAAAUGGACACAUUUUGUCUACAGAGGAUACCACCCAAUUAUAUUGUCUGAACAUGCAUACAUGUUUUUGGAAAAUAGACAAAGUAUUGAUAUUUUAAACCGGUUAUUAUUAUUUUGUAAUAUUGCUUAUUAACUUGCAUUUAAAUAGCGGUGGUAGAUUUUGUAACACUUCUUGACGAUGCAGCACAUCUGGAUACUGUAGCAUUUCAGAACGAUCGAGAUGAGAGAAAAAAAUUUUUUUUUGGUGCAAAUAUUUUUAUAGGGUCAUUUUCUGAGAACUCUUUCACAUGAUAAUGCUUUUCUUUGGAAACAUUGGUCAGUGACAUUUUAUAAACUCGUCUGCCCCGUGGAGCAUUCUUUUUUUUAUUUCUUUUGUACAUCUUGGCUUGAAAUAUCUAUCCGUUUUUUGUACUCAGCCUUUGUCUUUUACUGCACUUAAAUUCUAUAGAAUUUUUCUUGCCAAGUUUCAAAGCUGCUAGAGAACAAUUGCAUUCGAAUAUGUACAUUUAAUUAGAUACAUAAGUGCCCCUAAACUCAUUUUUAAUGUGUAAAUUGAACAUGAAAAACAAUCUUGUUUGAGUUUAUUAAAGCUGUAUAUUAAACCUCAAUAAUAAAAAUUCUUUUUAUUUA